AUGGCAGCCACCGGCUUAAAGCAGCUGUCUAAUGCCCUCGCCACCCCAGACCAGCUUUCGAAUUCUUCUUCGUCGAUCGAUGGCGUACCCUCCGAUCUCGAAACGUCAAUCCGCGUCGCUGGGGCCCAGCUAACCCAGACUGCUGGGGUGCUCCUGGGUUUAUCGCAAGACAUCAUAGCUCAGGCUAUCGUCAUUUUCACGCGUUUCUGGCUAGGAGCAGACGGCGGAAGCUUGAGGAUAUACUCAGCUAAGGAUGUCUCGGCAGCCUCGCUCUAUCUCACAGCCAAAUUAUCUUUUCAGCCCACCUCACCACGCUCCGUACUGAACGUAUAUACUCUCCUGCUUUCCCAAGAUGCCUCGCCUCUAUGGUUCGUCAAUCCACGAGGAGCGCCCGUCCAGCCCCCGGCUCCAGAAAAAUAUAUUCUCACAGAAGGUGGAUACCAAUCUGCCCGGUUGAUCUUGUUGCGUAUUGAAACGGUUAUUCUGAGAACUCUCGGCUUUGAUACCCAUGUCGCUCUCCCUCAUACUAUUGCCUUGACCUAUCUCCAAACCCUUGGCGUGGCAAAGCCAGCCGUCGCUCGUGGUGUCGUGAAGCACCUAAAUGCUGCCCUCUUAUCCCCUCAGCUACUCUACGUCACACAUCAACCGAAUGCACUCGCUGUUGCCGCCAUCUACCUCACAGCCCGCGAAAAGGGUGUAAAAUUGGUUGAUGGAAACUGGUGGGAAGUGUUUGAUGUUGACCGGGAAGAGCUUGGGUUUCUGGUUGUGGGAAUGAGGAGUCUGGAAGGGUACUUGCGGAGAGAAAUGGAGCUAUGGAAGAACCAAGCCAUUCCUAUGGUCUUGGAAGAUGUUGAAUCGGAAAUUGAACGACGUCGCAUGAUGGAUGAGGGUGAAUGA
This is a messenger RNA of Penicillium angulare, 897 nucleotides long. Its product is annotated as putative cyclin. The transcript is spliced from 2 exons. Gene Ontology annotation, molecular function: cyclin-dependent protein serine/threonine kinase regulator activity. The coding region runs from base 1 to 897 and encodes 298 amino acids. Gene Ontology annotation, biological process: regulation of transcription by RNA polymerase II. Gene Ontology annotation, cellular component: nucleus. The record is from RefSeq and is a predicted model, not a curated record. NCBI's taxonomy places the organism in Eukaryota, Fungi, Ascomycota, Eurotiomycetes, Eurotiales, Aspergillaceae.